Thrips palmi is the source of this 2993-nucleotide messenger RNA. RefSeq names its product tenascin-like. The record is from RefSeq and is a predicted model, not a curated record. NCBI's taxonomy places the organism in Eukaryota, Metazoa, Arthropoda, Insecta, Thysanoptera, Thripidae. The coding region runs from base 18 to 1763 and encodes 581 amino acids. The transcript is spliced from 7 exons.
GGACACUCGCUGCCGACAUGUCCUGGCAUUCGCAUCCCGUCGGGGCCGCCUUGGGGGCGGCGCUCCUGGUGGCGGCGGCGGGGGCGGCGGGGAUCUACCCCACGCUGCCGCCCCCCAUCGGCGCGAUCCGCCACGACGCCAACCUGCCGCCCGGCAUCUGCAUCACGCUGGAGAAGAACCCGAACGCGACGGGCAACGGUACGACGGCGGCCCGGCUCGCGGCCAACGUGACGGCGGCCCUCAACGCCUCCAGCCUCGCGCGCGCCGCGCUGGCCAGCAACAAGACCGGCGGCGCGCAGGGGGGCGCGUUGCUGGACCUGGUGGAGGUGCGGCGGUGCUGCGAGGGCUACGCCAAGGGCCGCUACGGCCGCUGCGAGCCCCAGUGCCCCAAGGGCUGCCCGGUCGGCAGCAACUGCACCUCGCCAGGCGUGUGCAGCUGCCUGGGCGACAAGGUGCACGACCUGGCCGGCAACUGCGUCGACACUUGCCCGCACAGCUGCCUCAACGGGGUGUGCGCUGGCGGCGUCUGCAAGUGCGCCGAGGGCUUCCGCGCGACGGACGACGGCCGCCUGUGCGCGCCACACUGCGAGGGAGGCUGCGUGGCCGGCAACUGCACGGCGCCGGGGACGUGCGCGUGCAACGAGGGCUUCGUCAAGGACGUGUUCUCGCGCUGCGUGCCGUCCUGCAAGGGCGGCUGCCUCAACGCGGACUGCACGGCCCCCAACACGUGCACCUGCCACCCGGGCCACACCAAGAUCCGCGACAUCCCCAACGCGUGCGAGUCCCAGUGCCGCGACGGCUGCGGCUCCAACGCGCGCUGCACGGCCCCCAACACGUGUACCUGCCUGCCCGGCCACGAGCACGACCCCAAGGACGAGCUGCGGCGCCGCUGCGUGCCCAAGUGCGCCAAGGGCUGCGUGAACGGCGACUGCACGGCCCCGGACACGUGCACGUGCAGGCAGGGCUUCACCAUGACGAAGGACGCGACGGGGGCGGCCACGGGGCUCUGCGUGGCGCACUGUGAGCACGGCUGCGUCAACGGGGACUGCCUGCAGUCCGGCCGCUGCACCUGCCACCAGGGCUACGUCAAGGACCCCCAGGACGAGACCGGGUCGCGCUGCAUCCCCUUCUGCCCCGGCGGCUGCGGCAAGGGGCGCUGCGUGGCGCCGGGCCAGUGCUCCUGCGGCGCGGGCUUCGUGGUUGAGCCGGGCAAGGGCUGCAAGCCCGUGUGCACCGAGCAGUGCGUCAACGCCAACUGCACCGGCCCCAACGAGUGCACCUGCAACCAGGGCUUCCGCAAGGACCCCACCUCCCUCGCGGGCAACAAGUGCAUCCCGCUGUGCCCCGAGGGCUGCGUCAACGGCGACUGCGUGGCCCCGGGGGUGUGCGGCUGCCGCCAGGGCUUCCGGCGCGACGCCAACGACCCGCGCGGCCGCACCUGCAUCUCGGACUGCCUGGACGGCUGCCCCAACGGCGUGUGCCGCGGCCCGGACGACUGCGUCUGCCACGAGGGCUUCAAGAAGUCGCCCCUGGGUCGGUGCGAAGCCGGUUGCUCGCAGGGCUGCUUCAACGCGGACUGCACGGGCCCCGACACGUGCACCUGCCGCGCGGGCUACCAGAAGGGCAGCGGCGCCCCCAACGUGUGCGUGCCCAAGUGCAGCAGCGCCUGCGAGAACGGCGUCUGCUCCGCGCCCGAGCUGUGCCUCUGCAAGGCGGGCUUCAAGAAGGACAAGAACAGCAAGGGCAAGUGUGUGCCGCUGUAGGGCAGUGGCUUUCUCGGGGAAUAAUAAGAGACGCAAAGGUACAAUAACACAGUUACUUUUUUUGCCUUAAAAGUGUACAGGUUUUUGUAAAUUACAAAUUUGUUACUGUAGUACACAGAGGUAUGUCACAAACCUCACAUUUCGGAGAAGGUGAGAUCGUAUGUUAUUCUGAGUUAGAGACGAAAACCAGGUUUCAUCAAAAUAUCACUAUAUAAAUUAAAAACCAUCCAUUGUAUAUUGUGUAAACACUCCGAUACAAAAUUCAUUGUACAGUUCAGAUGACUAAAAUGAUAAAUUACAUACACAUUUUUUUUUAAACUUGCGACAGGAAAGAAAAACUACAUUAUCUAGAGCUUUAUAAGUUUUGAGUCAUGUAAUUGACUUCAUUUAAGAAAAAUUUUCAAGCCAUGUAACAAAAGUCUUAAAUUUUCCCCUCAGGUUUCACAAUUUUAAAAAAAAUUCAAAAACAAGAUUGCAUCUACAAAAUUAUGAUUUGGCACUUUGCCAGUGUUCUUUCAGUAAUCCUACGAUUAACCCACAUCAAAAGCCAGUUAUUACUUGAUUAUGACAUUGUAAUGAAUUGGCACUGAUUUGGCAGGAAUCUUAACAGAAAAUUCCAAACUAUUCACUCGGUACAAAGAAGUUUCCUAGAAACUAAACCAAUCUGCAAACAUUCACUCAAACUUAAGAGACAAUGAAAGCCACAAGAAGUAUUCCUAUUGAAAGGCAAUACAUAUAAACCAUGUACUCCCUGUCCUUAGUUUAUUAUGGAUUUACAACCAACUCUAUGGGACACUAUGGCAUGGUGCAGAAGCAUUGUCUACCAUUAAUUAAUUUGUUCCUUUGAAAAUUUCCAGACAAUAGAAAAAAAUUCAACAGAAAAAGACAGGAAAAAUCAGAUGAAUUGAUUUGAUGAAUAAAUUGAGAUAUGGAGGAGAAUACUAUUUACACAACACUGUCCAAUCAAUGAUAAAUCUGAAUGAUAUCCAGGGUCUACAGUGUGAUGUGCACGACCCUCAAGAAAUUUCAAUUUCAAUACUAGCUUUUACAAAAAUACUUUGAAUAUCAGUAGUAAGAGAGAUAAACCUAAAUUCAUUCAUAAAAAAAAAACUCAAGAAACAGACGGAACAUGAAUUGGUUCACUGGCAUAUGACAAACUGCGUUCUGCUUCACAAGCUAAAAUUAUCAUACUCAAACUGUAUUAAAGGCACAGCAGCUUCCUUAAAUUAU